This is a messenger RNA of Saxophila tyrrhenica, 789 nucleotides long. RefSeq lists its product as uncharacterized. Lineage: Eukaryota; Fungi; Ascomycota; Dothideomycetes; Mycosphaerellales; Extremaceae. The transcript has 2 exons. The coding region runs from base 1 to 789 and encodes 262 amino acids. The record is from RefSeq and is a predicted model, not a curated record.
AUGGCCGCGACGUGUCACGCAUACGAUGAGUGCUCCAAAAUGGAGGACGCAAUCGUGAACACCCACCCGCCUUUUUCUGGACAGGUCACGGCCACAACGAGGACUGAUGACGCUGUGCUCGACACGCACUUCCGCUUUUUGGAUCUUCCCCCGGAGAUCCGCGAUGCGAUAUACUCCCUCGCUCUGGUAGACCCGGAAUCUGCUCGUACCGGCUCGGAUGCUGACAGCCUUUCGGCCAAGCCCUGCGAGCAGCGGAAGUGCUGUUUUGCCAUCUUACGGCCGUGCAAGCCACUGACAGCGAGAACAUUCCACCCUCUCUACUCCCUCUGCCGGCAAAUCCGCGUAGAAGCAAGCCGUGUCCACUGGGGCGAGCAUCUGCUAUGUAUGGAGAUAGACCCAGAUGAAGGAGGGCACCACCCGCUCGCACUGAACAUCGAGCCCGACCUGCAUACAGCAAUGCAGCUCGUACAGCACUGGGGGCUUGACUUUGGAGGGAUCACGCGUUUUCGAGCCCUCCGGGACUUGACGGUAAGGAUUGCCCUGGAUCAGGUCGUGGAUGUGCGCGUCACCUUUGACGGGGCGAUGCGGAUGGGGGUAGAGUGGCUUCAGUACGAUGAAUCCAAGAAGUCGAUUCCGCGAGACGUGAUGCAGUGGCAUCUCGCGAACACGAAUCACCGGCGAGUGGAGAAUGAAUGGAAAGGCGAAGGAAUUGUGGAUUUCUUCACUGGCGAUGCUGGUUUGUGGGAGACGUGGUUUUAUAUCAACUCGGAAGAUGUGGAGUGUGAAUAA